UGUAAACAAGAUUGUUGAAAAAUAAUAUUAAUUAAAAAAAAAGUGUUUCGGUUGACAGUGACAUUUUUGACCAAAGAGGUUUUUAAUGUUUUCAAAAUUAUUUUUUUUUAAACGAUAAUUUAUAAUAGUUUUUUUCAUUUAAAGUAUGAAAUUAAUUGUGGUUGUAAUGUUUGUUAUUUAAUUUGUGAAUUAUCGACUCAAUUUUGUGUAAUUCAAAAACAAUCCUAAGUCCAAUGUCGAGUUACGGCAGCAUGUCACCAUCAGACGAAGGCUUUGAUAGAUACGAACCACCUUUCUACUGUCAACCAACACAUCAAGGUAGUCCAAUGGACGGCGCCGUAUACUGGGCUAACUCCAACGGAGAGAACCACGAGUAUGACACCCAGGAUGUUUACCAUGACACUAAUAAUUACAUCGGCAGAGGAUACAGUUACGAGGAUAUGCAGAUAGCAGGGAACGAGCCAUACGAUACUUAUCACCAUAAUGUUAUGCAUCACGGCUUCGCACCCAAUAAUCCUGGUCUGGAUUGCGAGAUGCAAUCUCUACCUCUCCGCUACGAACGACCGACUCCCUCUUCUUUCGUAAGAGUUGUUAAAAGAAGAACAACAGCAAAUAAGAAAGAGAGAAGAAGAACUCAAAGUAUCAACACCGCAUUCACCGAUCUAAGAGAAUGCAUACCAAAUGUACCGCCUGAUACGAAACUAUCCAAGAUGGUGCGAAAGAGAUCGCAGAGCAUCAACACUGCGUUCUCAAACCUCAGGGACCGUAUACCAAGCGUACUACCCGAUACAAAGAUGACCAAGAUAAAAACAUUACGUCUUGCGACUUCAUACAUAUCGUAUUUACUAAAAGUAUUGGAGACCGAUGGAGAACCAGCUGGGGGAUUCCGUGCGGAGUUGCACCAUACACCACCGAGGAGAAGAACUACUGAUCCUAAUGCACAGAACAGUGCAUUGGUAGAGAAAAAGGCGAAAGGUAGAACUGGCUGGCCACAGCACGUCUGGGCAUUGGAAUUAAAAAGCGAACAGAAUCUACAGACUUAAAUAUUCUCGAUUUAUCGGACAAUUAGUUUAAUUUGUGAAAAUAAUAAUACUUAACUGCCUCACAGUAAUAAUUAGAGAUAUCUAUGAAAUUUACACUAAGGAAAUCUUUUAUUGUGGGUUUCUAAAACCAAAAUCUCAGCUUAAAAUAAAAUAUCUGUAGUAUAUGUAAAACAACGGUAAGGGGGCGUCGAUAAAUUACGUGAGGUGUUUAAGGGGAGGGGGUCGAGUCAAAUAUCACGCAAUUAUUUUUCUGAUUGAAAAAAAAACUAUUUUGGUCCAUUUAAUCGUAUAAUACGUAAGAAAGUUACAUUUUGAAAAAUCUCACUUGAGAUUGGGAGAUGGAUAAAUUCUCACAUCUCACCAGGGUGGAAGGGAGGGGCAGAAAAUUAAAAAGAAACCACCUCACGUAAUUUAUGGGCGCCACCUAAGUCACCAUCUCUGGGUACGGAGGGAAGUAACCACUAUUCCAAAGAGAAACGGAUAUGAAGUUUUAAUACCAAAAAGUAUGUUAUACUACGUAUAACCGAAGACCAUAGAUUUAUAACUUACUAGCUGUCGCCGAAGUUGCCGCGCGGUAUUAAAAACAAACUUAAUAAGUAGCCUAUUUG
This is a messenger RNA of Papilio xuthus (Asian swallowtail), 1651 nucleotides long. It is a transcript of the gene Hand, whose product is annotated as heart- and neural crest derivatives-expressed protein. Bases 234 to 1043 code for a protein of 269 amino acids. Gene Ontology annotation, molecular function: RNA polymerase II transcription regulatory region sequence-specific DNA binding; DNA-binding transcription factor activity, RNA polymerase II-specific; protein dimerization activity. The record is from RefSeq and is a predicted model, not a curated record. The transcript has 8 exons. Gene Ontology annotation, biological process: regulation of transcription by RNA polymerase II; developmental process. NCBI's taxonomy places the organism in Eukaryota, Metazoa, Arthropoda, Insecta, Lepidoptera, Papilionidae.